AGUCUUCCUGGCUUGCCGUAGUUCCGUUUCCAUGGUGACACCAGCAAACAACUAAGGUAGCUAAUGUGCUAAUAUUUUACAAAGUUAACAGGUUUCUGCUCUGAAAAUAAAAUGUCUGAGCAGGAUGAGGCUCCGGAGCAGGAGGAGUUUGACAAACUCUUCACCGUGUUUGACGGCUCUUCUCCGGAGGACGUGUCUCAUGCCAGACAGCUGUGGAGCUCUCUGUCCCUGCUGCCGCCGCUCGAGUCCCGUCUGGUGUCGGCAGAUAUCCGCCAGAGGCUGCCGGUGUCCCGGCCGCAGCGCAGCAGCACCGCCGGUCCCAAACCCUCCGCUCCGGAGCCGCCGAGUGUCCGGGCUGUGGGGCAGCUGCAGGAGGAGAGGCAGCGGUACGCAGCCAUGGCCGACCAGAGGAAGGAGAUCCUGGCUCUGUUGAGGAGGCAGAGAGAGCAGAGGAUCCAGAAGGAGCUGCUGUCUGUCGCCUUUAAAUCGAAGGUGAAGGUCGGCAGAGGAAACGUGAGGAAAUCACAAGAAGCUUCAGAGUGUGAGAUGGACAAGGAGCUGGUCAAACAGCUUCAGUAA
Messenger RNA from Stegastes partitus (bicolor damselfish), 579 nucleotides. It is a transcript of the gene hoatz, whose product is annotated as HOATZ cilia and flagella associated protein. The transcript has a single exon. Gene Ontology annotation, biological process: cilium assembly. Lineage: Eukaryota; Metazoa; Chordata; Actinopteri; Pomacentridae. The coding region runs from base 112 to 579 and encodes 155 amino acids. The record is from RefSeq and is a predicted model, not a curated record.